AUGGUACUAUUGACCAUGAUCCGGUGCGCUGACUCAGCCACUCCGGUGCCAGUCCCCGAUCAAGGAAGUUCACCAACAGACAGCCAGCCUCCAACGCUGCCCUUCAACCCACCCGGCCCACCUCGGACAUAUUCACAUAUUCUCAUAUACAUCCAGAAGCAACCAGCCAAGCAACACACAUCCAAGAUGAUGGAAGAACUCGAUGCCAUGCAAUCCGACCCCGUGCCAACGCUGGAGGACAGACUGGCCAACAUGGACUUCAGCGAAAAGAUGCUCGACUUGUGCUUCAUCCUAGACACCACAGGCAGCAUGGGUAGCUACAUCACAGCGGCCACGCAGAACAUCGAGCUGAUCUGCGACGAGAUUAUUAACUCUGAGCGACUGGCUUCACCUGAGUGUCUACGGAUCGGUCUGAUAGCUUAUCGCGACCACCCUCCACAAGACAUGUCGUAUGUGACGUUGAAGUUCGGCUUCACCUCGAAUCCUAAGGCGGUCAAGGAGAAUUUAAAAACACUUUGGGCAUCAGGAGGUGGCGAUGGACCGGAGGCUGUGACUGCGGCGAUGCACGAGGCCCUAACAUUGGACUGGCGGCCCCAGGCCAGUAAGAUGGCUGUUCUCAUUACCGAUGCCCCCCCUCACGGGAUCGGUGAAUACGGUGACGGUUUUAGUAGGGGCGACCCCUCGGGCCACGAUCCUCUGCAACUCGCCCGCAAGAUGGCUCAAACAGGCAUCAGCUUGUUUGUCGUGGCAUGCGAGCCAGCCUUCUCAGGAUACUCGUACUCCAAUGAUUUCUUUCGGGCGAUUGCGAGCAUCACUUCCGCCACCAUGUUGCCAUUGACGACGGCCAACCUGCUGCCGCAUGUGAUCGUCGGUUCUGCGUUCGAACAGAUGGAUAUGGAGAGGCUGAUUCGCGAGGUCGGUCAUGCGGUGGCCGAACGGGUCGCCGUCGGUCAAGAGAGCGUGGAUGAUAUCGCUAAAGAACUACACGAAAAACUCCUGCUUCGGAACGAAAGUACGAAGCAGUUAAUCGUCGAAGACAUUUAUCGCGAUUCUCCCGAAGCUCGUCAUAACGUCGAAGUCUGGUUGAACGCGUUUGACAUCCAAGCAGCAAGGCCAAACCUCAAAAGAAUCAUUGGCUCUCGAUUUACGGAAAAAUAUCUUCAAUCACGAUACUCAGCAGCCUCUACAUCCGCAUCAUCUUCAGCCAGAAUAUAUCCACUUCCGCUACCGUCGAGGAAGAAAACAGGGACGGGCUCUACACGAAGACGGACGUCGACCUCCUCGCCAUCCCGACAAGUGAUCUCCGACUUCAAGGUAUUCGCGACGAACACGCCGAAGACGUUCUCAGAUUACAGCCGUUCGUCGACCUCGCCUCCCUCGAAGCCGUUCCAUAGCUCCCCGCUCAAGGACCGCAAUUCGUCUACUUGGGCCGCCGGCGGACUGUCGAGCGAUUCUGAGCAAGACGAGGAUGACCUACAAGGCGACCACCCUACCCAUCUUCAGUCCAGUCAACCCGUCGACCAACUCCUCGCCAAACAGAGCCCUUCCCGACCUCCUACCACCGAAACUUCUGCCCCUUCUCAAGCUGUCGAUGUCAAACAAGACCCUAUCUCUUUCGCUCAGGCUCGCAGGAUCACCACUAGUGCCGCCUGGAGAAUCAUACGCACUUAG
Molecule: messenger RNA, 1671 nt
Organism: Puccinia triticina
Lineage: Eukaryota; Fungi; Basidiomycota; Pucciniomycetes; Pucciniales; Pucciniaceae
Exons: 11
Coding region: 1-1671 (556 amino acids)
Biological process (GO): peptidyl-threonine phosphorylation
Cellular component (GO): cytoplasm
Molecular function (GO): protein serine/threonine kinase activity
Source: RefSeq, a predicted model, not a curated record